ACGGUCACAUGUUACCAUUAUUUAUAAUUUUCACCCCCUAAUACAACAAUUAAGUCGAAGUACAGCGAGAUUGAAUUAGGGGGUAUACGCUACAAUUUUUACAGUGAAUUAAAGCAAAUAACUGAAUUUUGUGCCCCCUAAUAAAACAACAUCCGAAGUAAGUCGCAGGAUAAUUAAGCAGUUUCUUACGUAUUACGCCACAUCAUUAAUGAAUAUGCGCUCAACUAUAUAAUGCAUGCAUGUGUGUAUUAUGUGUAGAAAUUCUAUAGAAAUUCAACCCGGAGCAUAUUACGAAAGCCACAUUGGAAAAUUUUUGUGCUUAAGCAAAAUACGUUUUGAAAUUGCAACAACAAGGCUUUUGACGAAAAUUAAGUACGUCCACCCGACUAGCUUGACAAACCCUUAAUCCGCCACUGAUGAGAACUCAUCAUGCAUUAAUUAAAGUUCAUUCUAUCUUAAUAAAUUUUUUUUUUUUUAGCUUAGUUGUCAGAGUAAAAGCCUUUUGCGGUUCGUUCCGUCUAGCCUGAGACUAGCUAUUGUAUAAUUAAGUAAACCGUGAAGUAAUUAUUAAAAUUUAUCUAGCUUCUUCUGUAAAAUGGUAAACUGCAUCUCUUGCUUAAUUUACAUUUCUUUUAAUUAGAACUGAAUAUGUUUUCCCAACGCAUACAACGCGCCUGUAAUCUCAAAUCAUUUCUGGUUGAUGCUCUGGAAAUCUGUAGAGCGAAUGCUUAUGACGCUCGAGACAAUCCCAGGGGAAUUAUUAAUCUUGGUACAGCCGAAAACAAGAUUAUUUACGACAUCAUCGGAGAAAAACUUUCUGAAGUGGAUAUGAAACAGAUACCAGAAAAAUAUUCCCACUAUUGCAAUUUUUGUGGCAAUGAUGAAUUUCGUGACAAGUUGGCAAGCAUGUUUAAUCAUUACAUGAAACCCAAGUUGACAAUUAAACGAGAGAAUUUAUUUGUAACCAAUGGUGGUGGUCCUGCUGUCGAAUGUUUAGGCAUUGCAUUUUGCGAUAAACACGAAGGAUUCUUAACACCAGCGCCAUAUUAUGGAGCCUUUUACAAUGACCUUCGCCAAAGGAGCGAGACAAUUAUAUAUCCUGCUCAGCUGUCAAGCAAAAGCAUUGGAAGUGGUUCAUAUAAUAUGACAACACAAGAUUUGGAGUUCGCCUUAGAAGAAGCAAAGCAGAACGGAGUGGCCAUCAAAGCUUUGUUGAUAACAAAUCCAUACAAUCCAUUGGGAACAAUAUUCUCUUUAAAAGAGUUAGAAGCGUAUGCUCAGUUUUGUCUCAAACACAAUAUCCACUUUAUCUGUGAUGAGAUAUAUUAUUUCUCCGUUUUUGAUGAAGAAGCAUCGAUGAAAAGUAUUUUAUCCUUGCCAAAUUUCGCCAAAUACAAAGAUAUCAUUCAUGUGAUUUGGGCUUUCAGUAAAGAUUUUGGAUUAUCAGGUUACCGUUGUGGAGUCAUUAUAUCUUACAAUGACUAUCUCUUAAAGGCUUUGGGUCAAAUCUCAAUUUAUACUACUGUCCCAACAGUUGCUCAGUAUGCAUUGGAAAGUAUUGUGUCAGAUUUCAAUUGGAUAGAUCGAUUUAACAAUCAAAACCAUGAACGACUAAAGGGAGCUUUGCGUACCGUCACAAAGACGCUAGAUGAUGUUGGUGUGAAAUAUAUAAAACCAUCGGGCGGGUUUUUUAUAUGGCUAAACCUUUCGAAUUACCUAAAAUCAGAUACAGAAGAGGAUGAGAAAAAGUUGUAUGAGUUAUUUAUGCAGAAUGGUUUGUAUAUUGCUCCGGGAUUCGCAUUUUAUUCAAGAGAACAUGGUUGGUUUCGUGUCGUAUUUUCUAUUGAUGGUGAGCAGUUAAAGUUAGCUUUAAAAAGAUUUGCAAUUUGUAUCAAAACGUUAGAUGGUGUAAAAAAGGUUGGAGAUGCUGUAAAGAAAUUAAGUCUUAAUUAAAAUGUGGAUGUGGAAAAUAAUCAAAACGCAGAAGAUUUAAACAAUAAUAAACCAGUAUGCAAAUAAUCUCCCUAAAAUACGGCAGAGGUAUAGUAAUGCCUCAAUUAUUCGUACCACGAUCAACCAAACCAUAGUUUAGAUUUAAUUUUUAAUUGAAUUUUAUGAUUCUCCACCUGGAAAGAGACAAAAACGAAAUCACUGCUAAAUAAAAGGAUCUAAUUAAACAGUUGAUUUUACUUGUAAAUGUGAUUUGUAUUUGUAUAUAAUUUUGCUCAAUUCCAACUUUUCUAAUUUUUUCUUUUUAAGUAAUAUGAAUAUUUUUAUGUCAUGAAUAAGCGAGUUUAUUCUUGGCUACGUUUUGACAGCUAUUAAAUGACGGUGAUCGAAAUCAUCUUUGACUCUUUAUUAGUUUAAAAUCAAAAUUAGACAAUCAGAUCACAGAAACUAAAGUAAUUAACUUUUUACGGACCUGAAUGGAAACAAUUUAUUGAUUCAAAUAAAUUUGCCCUAUGAAAAUGUGAUCUUUUUAGGUAGUGCGUGUAAUUAUAUUUCUUAAAAUUGAUAGGAAAUACUAUUAAUAUGAGUAUUUAUAUUUAUAUUAUUCUUGGUUUCUUUUAUCUUUAUACCUGUUUAACCGGACUCUGGGCCUA
Molecule: messenger RNA, 2603 nt
Organism: Hydractinia symbiolongicarpus
Lineage: Eukaryota; Metazoa; Cnidaria; Hydrozoa; Anthoathecata; Hydractiniidae
Product: 1-aminocyclopropane-1-carboxylate synthase-like protein 1
Exons: 1
Coding region: 649-1953 (434 amino acids)
Biological process (GO): amino acid metabolic process; biosynthetic process
Molecular function (GO): transaminase activity; pyridoxal phosphate binding
Source: RefSeq, a predicted model, not a curated record